GUUGAGGCCUUGCUGUCGUGCCAAGUUCCCACAGGCCAUGAUUGCAAUCUGGCUGUUGAACUCCAGUUGGCCUGUGGACCAAGCUCAGUUUCAGCAGUAGAAUGCCAUAACCGGGGCUGCUGUUACUCCUCUGAUACUGCUUCCUGCUACUACCCCAUGGACGAGUGCACAGCCGACCACCAUUUUGUCUUCUCCAUCCCUGCGUCCCUCACUGACCCUCCCCUCUCACCUGCCCUCCUGGUUGCUGCUGGCAACAGCUCCUGCACACCACAGAGGGUGGUGGCAGACUCUGCCCUGUUUAAGGUCCCGUUGGAUGGCUGUGGUGCUCACAGAUAUGAAGUGGGUAAGACUGUAAUCUACAUGCUAGAGAUUCUGAAUACAUUGCAGUCCCUCAGCCUCAACCAUGGAACUAUCACCAGAGAUUCACCAUUUAGGUUGCUGGUUGAAUGUCGGUAUCUGCCUGGCACUCUGACGAGUGUGAGUUAUCUGGUAAUAAGUCCAUCUCUUGGACCGUCCAUUCAGGCCCAAGGGGUAUUUGGAGUCCAACUCAGGAUAGCUAAAGAUCAGCAUUACAGUAGCUACUACCCACAAUACCACCGGCCCCUGCAGAAGCUUCUAGGAAAACCCCUUUAUCUAGAAGUGCGUCUGCUGAACCCUCCAGAUCCCAGUGUGGUGCUUUUGGUGCAUUAUUGUGUGGCUUACCCUCGCUCAGCACAGUCUGCAUGGGUCCUCAUCUAUGACGGGUGUCCAAACCCCCUCGAUGUGACUCCAACCCAUGAGCCCCCUGCCCCUCCUCCAGAGGCAGUGGCCAAUCACGUGAGACGUUUCACUGUCAGCACUUUCCAGUUUCUGGAAAGCAGUAAGGGCCUCUCGGAGCCUGGUGAGGAGGACAAGGAAGAGAUUUAUUUCAUGUGUGCCACCGAGGUGUGUUUGCCUUCUGAAGGUCCAUGUAUAGAAGGUUGCUUUGAUGGUGAGUACAUGACAUUUCCUUAUUACCAUUAG
Molecule: messenger RNA, 1002 nt
Organism: Colossoma macropomum (tambaqui)
Lineage: Eukaryota; Metazoa; Chordata; Actinopteri; Characiformes; Serrasalmidae
Product: zona pellucida sperm-binding protein 4
Exons: 8
Coding region: 157-1002 (281 amino acids)
Biological process (GO): binding of sperm to zona pellucida; prevention of polyspermy
Cellular component (GO): egg coat
Molecular function (GO): structural constituent of egg coat; acrosin binding
Source: RefSeq, a predicted model, not a curated record